Molecule: messenger RNA, 765 nt
Organism: Pseudomassariella vexata
Lineage: Eukaryota; Fungi; Ascomycota; Sordariomycetes; Amphisphaeriales; Pseudomassariaceae
Exons: 1
Coding region: 1-765 (254 amino acids)
Molecular function (GO): acyltransferase activity, transferring groups other than amino-acyl groups
Source: RefSeq, a predicted model, not a curated record
AUGACCUCACCAUCGCCAGAGAAGAGCGGUAACGCUCAUCACCUCGCCUACUCCCACCUCCCCACUUACCUCACCUCCCCCACGCACCCGAUCGCCCUCCGUACCAUGGAGCUCUCCGACGCCAAACCCUGGUCAUCCAUCCUCGCCGAUCCGCGCAACACCGAGUUCGAAGGCGACGAGGUACCCACGGAGAUGGAACACUCCAAAGCGGUCGACAUCCUGACCAGGCAACGCGAGAGUGCCGCCCAGCCCACCGUGGUCGACGCCCGCACAGGGAAAGUAAUUCGCGGACCGAGCAGGGUAAAUAUGGUCAUCUUGUUCUGUCCUACGGAUAAUGAUGAUGAUGAUGGCGGGCCAACUCAGCAGGUCAUCGGCCUCGGUGGCUUUGGGAGUUUGAAGGACCUUGGCGUCGAAGAGAAGACGGCGGUCCCCAAAGAGGAUAGGGAGGGGAAGAGUCGGGGACCGGGGACGUACCUGAGGGUGGGUGAUGUUGGGGCCAUGGUCAACUACGAGUAUCGCCGACGCGGAUUCGCCGUGGAGGCGAUCCGGAUGGCCAUGGAGUGGGGAUUCCGGAAGGCGAGCGAGGGGGGGUUGCAGUUGGACAAGAUUACGAGCACGACGCUGUUGGAUAAUAGGCCCAUGGUGGAUUUGUUGGAGAAAAAGAUGGGUUGGAAAGGGACGAAGAGAGUUGCGGAGGAAUUGUGGGAGGGUAAGGACGAGAUGUUUUACGAAAUGACGGUUGAGGAGUGGGAGGCGAGGAAGUAG